This is a messenger RNA of Symbiodinium pilosum, 773 nucleotides long. Lineage: Eukaryota; Dinophyceae; Suessiales; Symbiodiniaceae. The record is from the annotation of a GenBank genome assembly.
GACCUGCAGCACGGCGGCGUCACCGGCAAAAACGAUGUGGGGGCGGCGAGGAGCUGCUGACGUUGGACUAUGGCAAGCUGACGGCCGUCCUUUUGGGGAGUCUGCAAGCGGCUGCAGGCGCGGGUGAAGGAGGCGGCGCUGGACCUGCUGCGGCGCUGGCCAGCGACUUCAAUGUGAGGGACGCCCGGAAGCUGUACCAGAUCGCGAAGCGUAAGUUUCCCGACCAGCCGGCCGUCACGGUGAACCGGGCGAGGGACGCCCUGAGGGGGGACGUGGCCAGGCAGGUGCUGGCCUCGAAGCCCCGGAGCGGAAAAGAGCACGGCCGAGGGGCCCAACGACCGCCUGCAAGCAGACUUGACGAUUUCUCCCAGAACACAAGAAGCGCCAAGAAGUACGGCCUUGUGGUCACCGACGUCUUUACCAGGGAGGCGGUAACCAGGGCUCUGCCCAACAAGAACGCGGAGACGGUGGCGCGCGCGGCCGCGGAGGCGAUUCCCGACCUUGUCCAGGACGAGGGGAACUACGUCGUGACCACGGACGAGGGGAACGAGUUCCGCACCCUGGAGGCGAACCUGCCCCAGGGGGUGGACCGGAACGCCACCGCGGUGGACCGCACCAUCCAGACCCUCAAGAAGGACCUCGCGGGCGAGGUGGCGCGCCGGGGCGGCAAAUGGGACGACCAUUCAGGCGGAGGUGACAAUGCCGUUCGUCUCCACUGUGAGCGGCGCCUGGCCUGUGAGUCGAUUCUGCAGCCAGAUCUCUUGCUCUGGCGC